UUUGAGAUAUCUUUCUAAUACAUAAAAUACAUUUUACCAGUGAUUUUUAAACUACCAUUUUAUCAACAUUAUACAAAUGUAGUACAGAGUUUUUUAUACAUUGUACAAUUGUAUAUCAGUUGAGGAUCUCUGUUUGUUUGAAUGUUAUAACGAUCACAUAACAAACAGAACAAAAACGACACUACACCUUUAGUUAAACCAUGCAGUGUGUGUUACGUUGUUUGGAUUUAUUUCAUAUUGACUUUGUCAGGCGCAGCGGAGACGUAUCAAAAGACAUAUCGUACCGUAUAUAUAUAAUGUAAGUUACUAGGAAUAAGCAAUUAUGGCUGAUAGAGAUAGAGAUACUUUCAUAAAAUGUGGAAUUUGUUCCGAAAAAUUCGAUAAACCUAAAAUUUUACCUUGUUUUCAUACAGUUUGUCAUAAGUGUUUGGAGAAUAUAGUAGAAUUAACGGCACAGAAUGGACGUUUUGAGUGCCCGUUUUGCCGAAUGGGAAUAACAGUUCCAGAGAAUGGAGCCAGCGGUUUUCAAACCAAUUUCUAUAUCUAUUCGUCAGACGUGAUUUCAGAGCUGGAUUGUGAUGUAUGCGGUGUUAGUCAGUCGGCUAUACAUGAAUGUAAACAAUGUGAUCAAAAUUUCUGCAAAGGUUGCGGUAGUAUACAUUCACGUAUAGCGUCUUCUGCCAAUCACACUCUUGUUAAUAUUUCAUCAGGAAAGAAGGAAAAUGAUAAAGGACCUGCAUCCGCGCCUUGUAAUAACCAUCCAUCCAUGGAAAUAACAGAUGUUUGUAAAGACUGUAAUGAAUUGGUGUGCACCGCCUGUAUUACAAUGUUUCACGUGGGACAUUCAUGUAAUGCAGUCUCCAAGGAAGCUGAAGACAGGAGAAACGAAUUAAGGGAACUAAUCAGUAUAUCAGAAAACAAUUUGAUUGAAAUGGAAAAGGACACCCGUGUUGUUAAAAGACAAUCUGAAUCAAAAUAUAAAUUUUUCAACGAACAGAUAUGUGAAUUGAGAAAAUAGAAAGAUUCUUUAAUUGCAAAAAUAAAUGAGAAAUUCAAAUCAUGUGAAGAGAAAAUAAAACAUUUAAACGAUGAACAGUUGAUGUUGGCCAAUCAAAUGAAUGACACACGAAAGAAUUAUACAACAAACGUUCACAAAAUUAUAGAAAACUCCAGACAAAUUGUUGAAUCAAGUGAAGAUGCUUUAUUACUUACGAAUUAUGAGAGCGUCUCCAAUGAUUUGAAUGGAAUUAAGGA
Messenger RNA from Ruditapes philippinarum (Manila clam), 1254 nucleotides. Its product is annotated as E3 ubiquitin-protein ligase TRIM56-like. Lineage: Eukaryota; Metazoa; Mollusca; Bivalvia; Venerida; Veneridae. The record is from RefSeq and is a predicted model, not a curated record. Gene Ontology annotation, molecular function: zinc ion binding. The transcript has a single exon. The coding region runs from base 323 to 1018 and encodes 231 amino acids.